CCGCCCAUGACGCGCCUCGAACAGCGUUUCCUUCCUCGUCGCAACGCCGAGCACGCAGGUGCCUGCUGUCCCUCAUUUUCUCUAUGUUAGACAGAAAGGGUGGACGGUGAGGUGACUCUGUGUUUUAGACGACAUGGCAAAUGCGUUCGCUCGUUCUUUUCUCCAUAACAGCCCUAUUCUUUUACCUUAAUGGGCAUGACUCUCUCUUGCGAUCCCGCGCAAAGGCGCUGUCCGGCGCGCGAGAGCGGAGGAGACGAUGGCAGGUGCUUUAAAAGUCGAGCUCGGUUCCGCCUACUUGCAUUAUCCUUGGCCGCCGGACUCGUGUAGCUUUCUCGUCUCGAGGUCACUUUGCGACGGGACAAAGAAUGCGCGCGGGUUGUAGCACGCGCGCGUCCAGCGCGAGUUGUCACUUGGGUCUGUGGCGUGCACACCGUUGGCACCGUGCUCUUCGGAAAACAACAUGCCCACGGUGGCCCAGCUAACCAUCCCCGCCGCCGCCUUGGUGUGGCUGGCAGCUCAGCGACUGCCUUCGCUCGUGUCCGCCGCCACGAACCUCAGCCUGGCGGUGCUGGCGCUGUACUCUGGAUACUGGUUGCUGUGGCACGCCCGCCGAGCACUUUUCAAUGGGCUGGUCGAUCCGAAAGGGAAGUGCGUUCUCAUCACCGGUUGUGACAGCGGCUUCGGUCACAUGCUGGCGAUGCAGCUGGCCAGGGAAGGAUUUUUCGUUUUCGCGGGGUGCUUGGACGAAAAAGGUGAUGGUGCCAAGGUUAUAAAGAACACGGAGAACACUUUAGUGCUGCAAAUGGACGUCACCAAGAAAGACGAAAUAAGUGAAGCACUACGAGUCGUUCAAAGCAACUUGGACGGAAGAGAGCUGUGGGCGGUUGUCGCCAACGCUGGAGUCGCCUGCUUGGGCUACAUUGAGUGGCAGCCCAUAAGCAGGGUGCGGUCAGUUUUCGACGUCAACAUGUUUGGAGCCCUGUCGGUUUCAACAGCCUUCUUGCCCCUGCUAAAGAAAUCUCGGGGCCGGCUGGUCAUCGUGACAAGUUUAUUGGGUCGUAUGACCAUGCCCGAGUACCUGGCUUACUGCAUGUCCAAGUGUGCCUGCACUUCUCUGGCUGACGGCCUUCGUCGACAGUAUUUCAACACGGGCCUGCGGGUGUGCAUGGUCGAGCCAGGAGCAUACAGAACAGCGCUGGUGAACCACUCUCGGAUGGAAGAAGCGUUCGACCGGGACUUGGAGCUGCUUCCCGACAGAGUACGUGAGAGAAUCAACCAGAAAGUCGUCGCUUACUUCAAGCAUACUGCCGACGUUCUUCAUUCGUCCUUCAUGAGGGACGAGCUUCAGGAAGUGGUAGACGCGAUGAGGAUGGCCGUUCAAGAGAAGCUGCCUCGAGCGUCCUACAAACCGGGAGCCACCGUGCUGGGUCUGGUUCGAUGGUUGCACAGCGUCGCGCCGGCCGAGCUGGCUGACGAAGUCAUGGACGCGGCCCGCAGGAUAUCGACGCUCGUGAAGAGAAAGUAGCAAGCGUUUUUGGCGUGAGCGUGGCUUGAUGUUGCCUUGAGGAGUUGAACAUGGCUUGAACGCAACCCGAAUCCCUACGCGCCAAAACUAUAGAGAGUGCCAUCAAUAAGAACUUUGUGCAAAACUCUUAAACAACUUUAUAUAAACCUCUGUAAACCUAUUAGAGGUAUAUUAUGUAUUAAACCGAAGCUUUGCUUUCCCAGGUUUGGCGUGGCUGUUGGCCGUCGGAUCGGUUGCUAACUCGGCGGGUAUACUUGUGGAUACAUGUACAAAGGUUAACUUACUUAUAUAACCCGUGUCCGCUGACCGAGUAUGCGCCCCUCUAUUUUGGUUAACAAAACAUUCGGCAGAACCCAUCU
Dermacentor albipictus is the source of this 1884-nucleotide messenger RNA. Its product is annotated as 17-beta-hydroxysteroid dehydrogenase type 6-like. NCBI's taxonomy places the organism in Eukaryota, Metazoa, Arthropoda, Arachnida, Ixodida, Ixodidae. Gene Ontology annotation, molecular function: oxidoreductase activity. The record is from RefSeq and is a predicted model, not a curated record. Gene Ontology annotation, cellular component: intracellular membrane-bounded organelle. Gene Ontology annotation, biological process: steroid metabolic process.